GUCAAACUAUUCUACUUGGUAGCUAGCUUGGCUAAGAUAUUAUAUCCUCUAUAAAUACAUAUAUACGUGGAUGAAAGCUAAUAUCACCAAAAACACUUCCAAACAGCUCAAUUAUAGCUAGAAUCCAUCCAUACAUAAUCCAGCUCGCUGAAGUAUACCAUCAUUUCCACUAAUGGCUUCCAAUAGCUACUUCAUCAUCAUCUGGUCAACUCUCCUUUGCUCUCUAGCAACGACGGGGUUUUCCCAAAAUCUGUCCCCAUAUUUCUACCAAAAUGUGUGCCCUGAGGCUCUCCCGACCAUCCGGCGCGUCGUGUGUGACGCUGUCAAACAAGAGCGCCGGAUGGGCGCUUCCUUACUGCGUCUUCAUUUCCACGAUUGUUUCGUUAACGGAUGUGAUGGAUCGAUUCUGUUGGAUUCUUCUUCCACCAUUGACAGUGAAAAGAACGCUGUGCCCAAUGCCAAUUCAGCUCGGGGCUUUGAAGUCAUUGACCAAAUAAAGUCAGAAGUAGAUAAAGUGUGUAAUGGCCCAGUCGUCUCUUGCGCUGACAUUUUGACCGUCGCUGCCAGAGACUCCGUAGUUGCGUUAGGAGGUCCAUCUUGGAUAGUGCCACUCGGGAGAAGGGAUUCCACCACCGCUAGUAGAACUACAGCGGACAGUGACAUUCCUGCACCAUUCAUGGAUUUGCCUGCAUUGAUAAGCUCUUUCACAAAGCAAGGACUUGACGUCAAAGACUUAGUCGCACUUUCUGGUGGCCAUACUCUAGGCUUUGCCCAAUGUAAGAACUUUAGAGAUCACAUCUACAAUGAUACAAACAUUGACAAGGGCUUUGCAGCACAACUUCAAACUAUAUGUCCACGUGUUGGGGGCGAUUCAACCCUAGCUCCUCUUGAUGCCGGUCCUGCCAUUUUUGGCACAAAAUAUUUUAAUAGCUUGGUGGUAAACAAAGGACUUCUACAUUCUGAUCAACAAUUAUUAAAUGGUGGUCAGACUGAUAGCCUUGUCCGGACAUAUGGAGGAAACCCUCGCAUUUUUUCAAGUGAUUUCGCUCAGUCCAUGAUUAAGUUGGGUAAUAUUAAACCACUAACCGGGAACAAUGGUCAAAUUCGGAAGAAUUGUAGGAUGGUGAAUUAAAUUGUGAUAAGUUUAAGUAUGAUCAAUAGCCUUGUCCGGACAUAUGGAGGAAACCCUCGCAUUUUUUCAAGUGAUUUCGCUUAGUCUAUGAUUAAGUUGGGUAAUAUUAAACCACUAACCGGGAACAAUGGUCAAAUUCCGAAGAAUUGUAGGAUGGUGAAUUAAAUUGUGAUAAGUUUAAGUAUGAUCAAUAGAUGCAUGCAAUGUGAUCAAAUUCUGUAUCUUUUACAUUUAAACAAAGAGUUUAUGAUGUUAUCCACAAAAGUGGAGAACUAAAUUCUUUCGCUUGGUUUUUCUUGUAUUGGAAAGGCUAAAACUUUUUGAUUCGGUUCCAAUGUAUUACGUGUGUUAUUACAGUAUUUUAAUAAAUUAUUGUGUUUCAACUUUCUAUUCCAUUUCCAAUAAGCUGAAAUAUAUGAACUGUGUACAUUUCC
Cuscuta epithymum is the source of this 1566-nucleotide messenger RNA. The record is from the annotation of a GenBank genome assembly. NCBI's taxonomy places the organism in Eukaryota, Viridiplantae, Streptophyta, Magnoliopsida, Solanales, Convolvulaceae.